This is a messenger RNA of Sabethes cyaneus, 669 nucleotides long. RefSeq lists its product as uncharacterized. The transcript has a single exon. Lineage: Eukaryota; Metazoa; Arthropoda; Insecta; Diptera; Culicidae. The record is from RefSeq and is a predicted model, not a curated record. Bases 1 to 669 code for a protein of 222 amino acids.
AUGAUGCGCGAGAAAAAAUCAAUGCACAACCGAUUAAAAAAAGAUCCAAAUCGAAAUCUUAAGAAGGAAUACAAUAGUUUACAUAACAGAUUUAAAGCAAGACACCGUGCGCUUCGUCUUCAGCAUGUUAACAAUGUGCAAGUUAAUUUGAAAAGUAAUCCUGAAAAGUUUUGGAGCUACGUCAAUCGGAAAAGAAAGGACAAGGGGACGCCUGUUAAUGUUACUUAUCAAGGGAGAAACUCGAGCGACAGUCAGCAAGCGACCGAUCUUUUCGCUACUUAUUUUAAAAAUGCUUACCGAAACGAGAACUUAGACCAGUUCGAACAUCUAUCAGUUCUUCCAAACAAUUUUGAACUGUCAGAAUUGUCACUGGAGGAAAUUAGUAACAAAAUCGAUAAACUUGAUGCAAAGAAAGGUUCGAGUCCAGACGGAAUUCCGAAUGAACUACUUAAAAUGUGGAAAUCAGGAUUAAUAUACCCCCUGCAUAUUUUAUUCAAUAAAUCCCUGCAACAUGGAUAUUUCACCGGCUGGUGGAAAAUUUCCCAUAUUGUUCCUAUUCACAAAAAGGGCAGUAAAUUGAAUGUAGAAAACUACCGUGGAAUAGCCAUUUUAUCAGCCAUUCCAAAGUUAUUUGAAUCCCUCGUUUAUGAUCGCCUUUAUCUACAUUAA